Messenger RNA from Amphimedon queenslandica, 2093 nucleotides. RefSeq lists its product as uncharacterized. The transcript has 5 exons. Lineage: Eukaryota; Metazoa; Porifera; Demospongiae; Haplosclerida; Niphatidae. Gene Ontology annotation, molecular function: cysteine-type endopeptidase activity. The record is from RefSeq and is a predicted model, not a curated record. Gene Ontology annotation, biological process: proteolysis. Bases 315 to 1958 code for a protein of 547 amino acids.
UCUUGUCUUCAUUGUCAUGGCUGUGGCUGAGUUAGUCUUGCCCCGCCCUUUCUUGGCUGAGUUUGCAUUCUGGCCUACUAAAAAAUAUGACCUUUAUGCCAAUAGUAUUCAUAUUGCAUGCAUUGCUGCCACAGCUGAUAAAUCAGCAUGUUAAUACACCCCCUAUACAGUUACACUACUAGCAUAGCAUUUUUAACAGAAAGGUGACUUAAAUAUUGGUUAAAAAUAUAGGCUAAAUUUGGAUUUCUGGUUGGAUAGAGAAACAAAAACAACAAUGAGCAGUGCUUAAUGUUAAAGUAAUGAAGUAGAUCUAAAUGUGUCCAUUCUUUUUUGGGCCACUCAAGCUAGAUUUAACAGCUUCUUCAAUUUUAUUACCACACACAGCACUUACAAUAGAAAUGUAUUCUCAUUCUAUGUAUUUAUGCAUAAUUAUAGGUAACUAUUAUGACAAGGAUGGUAGUGGCUACUGCCUUAUCAUUAAUAACGAAGACUUCUCCCAAUCUGGCCUUCCUAUUCGGCAAGGCACUUCAAUUGAUUCGCUUGGAAUUAAAAAAGUCUUGGAAGACAGAAAUGUCACAGUUCGUGAGGUCUCAAACUGUACGGCUCUACAAAUACACAAUAGUUUAAGUGAUCUGAGCAGUAUAAAUGGAACAGUGUAUCAGUUUCUCAUUGUAUUUAUACUCUCUCAUGGAUAUUAUGGAAGAGUUUGUGGUGUGGAUGGAAUCAGGAUCAGUACUAAUGAUGUACAGGAAAUGCUGUGUGCUGCUAAUUUGCCUGAGUUUAAAAAUAAGGCAAAAAUUCUCAUAUUGCACACAUGCCAGGAAGAUGAAAUUGAAGAAUACAAUGACAGUCAUUUUUUCAUGAUUGAAAAACACUUUCUAGUAGCAUUUCCUACUUUGCCGCAUCGUCUUGCCUACAGACACUUAGAAAAAGGAACCUUUUACAUUCAGUGCCUCAUAAAAGUGAUUGAAGAGAAAGGAGAGACAGAAGACAUAACAUCAAUAUUAACAAUUGUUAACAGAGAACUACAAGGAGCUUUAGAAGCUGUACGACCAGGAUACACUCAAACAUCAGUGUUUCAGUCAACCCUGACAGACAAGAUAUACCUCAGAAGAAGGAAUCCUCAUUUAAUACUAAGAGAACUCAAUGAUGAUUUACAUUCAGGAUCAUAUUGUUUCAUAUCAAGUUUUGGUGGUGCAUCAAACAGAGCAACAGCAAUUAUUCCAAUACACAGAACUAAUCACUAUCAACAAAGCAGCAGAGGUGGAUCUCAAGCACACAGUGUUCUUGACAGUGUGAAAGAAGAGUCCUUGAAGGAAAAGUUUAAAACUCAACAGACACUGGAGAGACUCAAUUCUGAGAAUGAAAACGAGGCAAAAAAUGCAAGUAGUACUGAAACUACAGAACAACACCAUACUGAAAACAGACAUGAUGCUACAUUAGAGCAGUUUCCACUAGCAGUACCAGCGGCUUCCGAAAAUGAGUUUGCCAGACAAUCAUUGGAAGAUUGCAAAACUCUGCCCAGCAAUUUGUCAGAAGAUACAGCAGAGAGUAUUAAUGAACAAUCACAAACCCAAAGAGAUGAACAAGUACCUGGAACAUCUUCAAAUGCUGUAACAAAAACAGUGAAUCAAAUACCUAGUAAAUCACUUAACGAGGAAUUUGUUUCAGAUGAGGAAAGGAUCGAUCGUGAAGAGCUUUCCCCGACACUUCUCUGGGAUGACAUGGAAGUAGAAAUAGAAACAAAAGAAACAAAUGAAGAGGAGGAAUGUGCAACAUUAACAACUCCAUCAAUAGUGUGCUCAGUGACAAUGGAAGGAUGGGUCAAUGUACACACCAGCAAUAAUGAUCAACCAGCCACAAUAAAAGAAGAAGAAAUAGAAACUGGUUUCAUCAUGGCUACCCUUGUACCAGUAAGAGAAAGAGAAUUGCAAGAGGAAUGGCUAGAAUUAUACUAAAGCUAGGAUAUUGCAAUGUAGCUGGGCAACACUAUCACUUUUAUAUAUACUAUGUCUAAAUCUGUUGUUUUGUUGGAAUUAUUUUUGUGUGUAUUAAUCAUAUUCAGCUUUCAUUAUACUCUUAAUGCCAGACAA